Messenger RNA from Clupea harengus (Atlantic herring), 1613 nucleotides. RefSeq names its product Tu translation elongation factor, mitochondrial (gene tufm). Gene Ontology annotation, cellular component: mitochondrion. The record is from RefSeq and is a predicted model, not a curated record. Gene Ontology annotation, molecular function: translation elongation factor activity; GTP binding; GTPase activity. Gene Ontology annotation, biological process: mitochondrial translational elongation. NCBI's taxonomy places the organism in Eukaryota, Metazoa, Chordata, Actinopteri, Clupeiformes, Clupeidae.
CUAAUAGUGUCCAAGAUGGCUGCGCUCGUGGGGUUCCGUGCAUGCCUGUCUGCCCUCCAGCUCUCGUCCCCUGGUCUCCUGCACAGCUCCUACAAACUAUGUGCAGUGCCUCUGUUACAGAGAGGAUAUGCUGCUGAGGCAAAGAGAGUUUUCUCCAGAGACAAACCCCAUAUGAACAUUGGAACCAUUGGACACGUAGACCAUGGCAAGACCACACUGACUGCUGCCAUCACCAAAGUGCUGGCCGAGGCAGGUGGAGCUCGCUACAAGAAAUAUGAGGACAUUGAUAACGCCCCUGAAGAGAAAGCCAGAGGAAUCACCAUCAAUGCCUCACACGUGGAGUACACCACCGCCAACCGCCACUACGCCCACACAGACUGUCCCGGCCACGCCGAUUACGUCAAAAACAUGAUCACGGGCACGGCGCAGCUGGAUGGCUGCAUCCUGGUGGUUGCAGCAACAGACGGGCAGAUGCCGCAGACGCGCGAACACUUGCUGCUGGCACGGCAGAUCGGCGUCGAGCAUGUGGUGGUGUUCAUUAACAAGGCCGACGCAGUGGACGACAAGGAGAUGCUGGACCUGGUGGAGCUGGAGAUCCGUGAGUUGCUCACUGAGUUUGGCUACGAUGGAGAGAACACGCCCGUGGUCAUCGGCUCGGCACUCUGCGCCCUAGAGAACAAUCAGCCGGAGCUGGGUGUGGAUGCGGUGAUGAAGCUGUUGGAGUUUGUAGACACAUAUAUACCACUGCCAAAGAGAGAGCUGGAGAAACCAUUCCUGCUUCCCAUCGACGGAGUCUACUCCAUCCCAGGUCGUGGCACCGUGGUUACAGGCACGCUAGAGAGAGGGGUCAUUAAGAAGGGUGACGACUGUGAGUUUGUGGGACACAACAAAGCUGUCAAAUCUGUGGUUACUGGCAUAGAGAUGUUCCAUCAGCAACUGGACAGGGCAGAGGCAGGGGAUAAUCUAGGCGCCCUUGUCAGAGGGUUGAAGAGGGAGGACGUGAGGAGAGGGAUGGUGAUGAGCAAGCCUGCCUCCAUCCAGCCACACCAGAAGAUCCAAGCACAGGUGUACAUACUCAGUAAGGAGGAGGGUGGAAGACACAAACCAUUCGUUUCAAACUUCAUGCCAGUGAUGUUCUCUCUCACAUGGGAUAUGACAUGUCGGGUCACCCUACCUGGUGACAAGGAGAUGGUGAUGCCCGGUGAGGACACCAGUCUGACUCUGACCCUGCGGCAGCCCAUGGUGGUGGAGAGGGGCCAGAGGUUCACGCUACGAGAUGGAAACAAAACCAUCGGAACCGGCCUGGUGACUGAUAUCCUGACCUUUUCAAAGGAAGACAUGCACAACUGGGGCUGAGAAUGCACUGAGGGGGGAGAAGUGAAUGUAGAGUAUGGGGGUGGGGUGGAGGGGGGGCGGCAUAUAUGGUGGUAAUGAUUGGACCUUGGAUGGAGUUGGCUGAUGUGGGAAGAGCUGAUUCUCAAAGACAAACACACAAAAACAAAAAUAUGUAUUUGCAGCAGCUACUCUGUUCAUAUUGUAAAACCUGUCAAAUGUUUUUCUUAGGGAAGGGGUAUUGAAUGCUGUGGUCAAUGUGAUAAAAUGUAUUCAUAUAA